UGCAACGGAUCGUUUUAGCCCUGUUAAUUGUCGACAUUGAUGUAUAGAAGGGUUUGGGAAGGGGUGGGCGGUAUAUUUUAUAGUAGCAGUAAAACCAACUAGGAAUACCAAUUUCUCUUUUUUCCAUCGCGAGGAGAAUCCACCAAGUCUGGGGAGAAAAAAAUACUUCCUUCGAGCCGGAUUUGAACCAGCGACCUAAGGAUGCCAACGGGAUGAUGUUUGGAGCUGUAGUGGUGGGCAUCGGCACAGCAGGCAGGGUGAGGAUCAGAGACAUAUUGGCUCCGCUGCCAGGUAGUUCUGCUGAAAAACUCGCCGUCAAAGGAUUCAUCUCCAGGAGAAGUCUAGACAGUCAGCAAGGAGUGAGACCAAUUUCAGUCGAAGAGGCUCUGAGCAGAGAAGACAUUGAUGUGGCGUUCAUCUGCACCGAGAAUACAUCACAUGAGCAUGAUGUCAGAACUUUUUUGCAAGCAGGGAAACAUGUCUGCGUGGAGUAUCCCAUGACGCUGAGCUACAAAACUGCUGUGGAGCUCUGGAAUUUGGCGCAGGAUAAAGGGGUGAUCCUACAUGAGGAGCACAUUGAACUUUUUUCAGAAGAUUACAAAGGGCUGAAGAGGGCGGUGCAAGGGAAAACUUUGCAGGAGGGAACGCUCCAUUUUACAGGUGGAGUUCUGAAGCCAGGAUUUGGGUUUCUUGCAUUUUGUGGCAUCGCCCGUCUCACCUGGUUGGUUGAGUUGUUUGGUGAGCUCUCCGUGAUCGCAGCAACCGUGGAACAAGACGUGGGCAACAACUACAGCAAGAUGACUGCAAAAAUGCAAACUGCUGACAAAAAACCUUUGACUUGGAUUGAGGAGCGAGGACCAGGAUUCCCAAGAAGCAAGAGCGUCAACUUUCAAUUUGAGUCCGGGCCGCCGCUAACUGAAAUUCCUCCCUCGCCCGGAGGGGCAGUGGGCCUUUUCAUGCAAGACCUGAUCAAAUUCUCCUCCAAGCUAAUGGGCCAAAUGAGCUCAGAAGAUCUCCACAAAGAGAAAAGGAGGAUCCUCCACUCCUUAGAACUGGCAGAGAAAAUACGACAACUGUGCCAGAAAUAAACGUGUUUCCCCACAUUGUC
Hippocampus zosterae (dwarf seahorse) is the source of this 1108-nucleotide messenger RNA. RefSeq names its product biliverdin reductase A (gene blvra). NCBI's taxonomy places the organism in Eukaryota, Metazoa, Chordata, Actinopteri, Syngnathiformes, Syngnathidae. Gene Ontology annotation, biological process: heme catabolic process. Gene Ontology annotation, molecular function: nucleotide binding; zinc ion binding; biliverdin reductase [NAD(P)H] activity. The transcript has 7 exons. The record is from RefSeq and is a predicted model, not a curated record. The coding region runs from base 213 to 1088 and encodes 291 amino acids.